AUAUCUUUCCACCUCCCUCCACCCACACCCACUUUCUACUAGUCAUGAACAAUGACAUCCCCCCUACACUUCAUCGUCGACGAGUCACUCUGGAACUCACUGAACGUCUUUGCUCUCAAAAACAUGUUCAAGAUGGUAUUAAUGACCUCCUGAAGUUCAGCCACUUGCGAGAUUCAGAAUUUCAGUGCUACGGUCGAAAAAUUAUCGCCCUGACUGAGGUCGCACGCAGCACUCUUACACGUAUGGGAGUGAAAUUGUACCUGUUCAUUACUUGUUCACAGACAUUGCUGCCGUUGAAAUCAGCGUACUUCAAAAUGCUGAUUUUAAUCAGACACCACAAACAUGCCUUUCCUUUGGAACUGGACGAUAGAAUAAACCGGCUCUUGCUUCCGUUAUACACUCAUCUCGCCAUACGUUACGGGGGAGUUGACACUGCCCGUACCCAACUGGGCAUCAAGGAAUUACUUGUCGCUCCGAACGCACCAGCCGCAGGAAAAAUGACCUGCCCGCCUGCUGCUACUAUUUUAUCAGUACCAAAGCCAAACACGGCGGAGGCUAUGCCACCACCAGAUUCUUUCGUGAAAAAAAGAGCGAGAAUCAACCGGCUUGGGGAAUUUAUAAAGCAGCAAUCUACGAGGGAGUCACACGCACGAAAACACCUAGUGCCUAAGCAAUACCCAGCAGGUGACCCAGGCGACAACGAAGAACCUUCUUGCCCUCGAAGGGUAUUCACUCGAACAAAUGCCCAAUAUUUUGGCAUUUUUUGCACUGGGAAGCAACCAGUUGCUUCUGCCAGGACUGUUUGCAUUGACUAAUAUAUCCUGCACUUGCAUCAUCAUCCGCCUUUCUGAUACUUGUCAUCCCAUGAAUAUGGAUCCCAACUACCUGUAUUACAUCUAACAUUGACACAUUUUGCUACUGGCUAUCCCUCGAGGUUUUAUAUUUGUGAUAAUACAUACACUGCUGUAUCAUCAUUUUAGUCGAUAAACAAUCC
This is a messenger RNA of Suillus discolor, 994 nucleotides long. RefSeq lists its product as uncharacterized. The transcript is spliced from 6 exons. Lineage: Eukaryota; Fungi; Basidiomycota; Agaricomycetes; Boletales; Suillaceae. Bases 45 to 815 code for a protein of 256 amino acids. The record is from RefSeq and is a predicted model, not a curated record.